UCAUACAUCUCUCACUCAUUGCCCUCACUUGCCCGCGCAGUGCCGCCUGCUUCUCCACUACCGCCCUCGACUACUACGCUACCGCCGUAUUCGAAUCCUCAACAAAUUCACCACCAAAGCCUCACACACGACAGCAUCGCCACGCGUGCACAGCGACUACUCUGCCCGUAGGCGCUGCCAGCCAACAUGUCGGGCCCUUCCUUUCACAUCAAAAUGCCAUCACACUCCCUAUUCAAGUUCCCUCCAGACUCGGCGCCACCAGCCCUACCGCCUCCGAACGAGUUCAGCUUUGGGAACCCCUUCCCGAUCCCCGCCAAGUUAUACAACCAGGCCCUCUCAGAAAAGUGGCCCAUCACCAUCGCCUCUAUCUAUGUCUUCACGGUAGUAUCCAUAAACGCGUACAAUCGCAAACAGGGAAAUAAGCCAUGGGCAAUCAGCAAGACCUGGUGGUUCAAGGCCUUCGUGGUCUUGCAUAGCUCCUUCUUGGCCGUGUACUCCGGAGUGACGUUUGCCGCAAUGGUGAGGGCGCUGUCGCGUUCAUUCCCAGCGAUUGACAACCAAUACGGCAUCGUUGGCUUCACGGACGCGCUCUGCAAGAUCCACGGCCCGCGCGGCCUAGGCGACGCCGUCACGUACAACUCCAGCAACGACCUGUGGGAGAGCAAGAAUAGGCUCAUCCAACUUGGCUCCAACAAUUUGCCAGACUCUACCGAUGUCGGGAGGAUCUGGAACGAAGGUCUCGCAUUCUGGGGCUGGUUCUUCUACCUGUCCAAGUUCUACGAGGUCCUGGACACCGCCAUCAUACUUGCAAAGGGCAAGAGGAGCUCUACAUUGCAGACGUAUCAUCAUGCCGGGGCUAUGUUCUGCAUGUGGGCUGGCAUUCGUUACAUGUCGCCUCCCAUCUGGAUGUUUGUCUUGGUCAACUCGGGCAUCCACACUAUGAUGUACACUUAUUACACUGUCUCCGCUCUUCGAUAUCGUGUCCCUCAGUUCAUCAAGCGGACCCUCACGACCCUACAGAUUGCACAAUUCGUUGUCGGUGUCGGGUUCGCCGCCAUCCACCUCUUCGUCUCCUACACAGUUCCAGUGUCCACCCCAUACACCAUAUUCAACACUGUGCGCUCUGCGGCUUCUGCACUCUCGUCGACUAUCGACUCUAGCCUUCUCCCAGCUGCGACCACGAACGUAGGCGCCAUAAUCAAGAAACUCGCGUACCGCGCAGCAGGCCAAGAAGGGUUGGCAGAGAAUGUGCGCAAUAGCCAGGGCGAGAUUUUCGGGAAUGAGGCAGGAAAGGUCGAGGAGACCGUCAACCGUGAAAUCCGUUACAGGAAUGAGUACAAGGAGAUCCCAUGCAUCGAUACAACAGGACAGUCCUUUGCGAUCUGGCUCAACGUUGUCUAUCUUCUCCCGCUCACAGCCCUCUUUAUUCGAUUCUUUGUUCGUUCUUACUUCAAGCGGACAUCGGUAUCGGCGAAACACCCGACGCACCACCAUGCGAUUGCGAAAGCUGGCCAUGACGCUGUUCACGGCUUCAACCGGGAGCUUGAGUCGCUAGGCGAGAAUCUGGAAAAUGGAGUUGCGAAUCUGGCCAGCAAGGCGACAAAGAACGCCAAGAAAUCAGACUUCGAGACACCGGUCAAGAAUGCAGCAAGGACUGUAAAGAAUGCGACAAAUUCUGCAGCUCAGAAGGUGAAGGAGACUCAGAAUACACCGUCUAUGGUGGACGAGUUUGACGAGAAGCUGAGGAAGACCGUGAAGGAUGGAUACGACUCUCCUCCUGCGAAGCGCGCACAGGACAUGGCAGCGCAGUACGCGAAGGAUGGAAAGAAAAUUCCAGAGUCGCUGGCGAGCAAGCUGCAACAGGCGCUGAAAGAGCAAAAAGAGGACGAUCCCAAGGUCAAGGCAGAGGAGGAAGAGGAUAGCCUUCUUGGAGCUGGCGAUGAGGAAGAAGGACUCAGCACAACGGAUCCAAGGGAUGAGGGAGUGUCGUAUGCGGAGAAGGUCAAGGAAGAACCGUAGCUGUGCCACGGUCCUGGAGCUCGAGAAACAUUCAGAUGACUGGCUUGACGCGCCGUAGGAAGGGAGGUGGGCUCGGGGCUUUGGGCAAAGCAAAGCUGCUAUUUUUGACUCGACAUUCUGGUUAAAGGUUAAAGGUUGUUCUCUUCUGCAAGAUACCAAGGCCGAUUUGGAAUCUUGCAUCCUUACAGUGUAUUUUGCGUGGCGAUUGGGCUGGAUUAGAUAUGAGCACGUGCUUGUAGUGCGCGUUCAUUGAACUAUGGACGGUGGAAAGCAGUGAAGUGAAUACUAGAUAAAACCUCAAACAAAUCAGUAAUACGUGAACGAGCUUCU
Molecule: messenger RNA, 2349 nt
Organism: Mytilinidion resinicola
Lineage: Eukaryota; Fungi; Ascomycota; Dothideomycetes; Mytilinidiales; Mytilinidiaceae
Exons: 2
Coding region: 187-2019 (610 amino acids)
Biological process (GO): fatty acid elongation, monounsaturated fatty acid; fatty acid elongation, saturated fatty acid; sphingolipid biosynthetic process
Cellular component (GO): endoplasmic reticulum membrane
Molecular function (GO): fatty acid elongase activity
Source: RefSeq, a predicted model, not a curated record